Messenger RNA from Seminavis robusta, 1308 nucleotides. The record is from the annotation of a GenBank genome assembly. NCBI's taxonomy places the organism in Eukaryota, Bacillariophyta, Bacillariophyceae, Naviculales, Naviculaceae.
AUGCCAUCCUCAUCAGCCAUUUCCUUGUGGUGUGUUUUGGCUUUUCUGGUCCAGAUCCAAUCCUUGGUUCUGCCUCCAAGAGGAAUCCACAGACGAGGCACGGCUCUGGCUUCUGAUCUUGUGGAUCCAUCGGCGGUCAGUGACCUCGUGCAAGGUCUGGAUGCGGCAAUAGGAAAUCCUUCUACUGCUGCUGAUGAAAUAGUACAAGCUUCCACCAAGGCAGUGGACAUGGCAAUCUCCGAUCCUACCAUUUUGGCAGCCGGGGGUGUGGCAACCCUGUCCAUUGGCCUGGCAGCGUUCUUGGCGUCCAACAACGACAAUAAGGAAGAUGAUGGUGCUGGUAAUGAAACAGCCGUGUCGCCAGAGGUACAGGCCAAGAUGCUACAGGCAGUUGCAGCGGCACGAGAAGAAAUUGAGGUAGCAGAACCAGAUGCCGAGUCGACGGGACCAGACGCAUCAUCAUCACAUCCAGCAGCUGAAGUGGCGUCUGAAUCCAAAGAGCCAGAGCCCGAACCUGAAGAACCUGAAUCUGAUGUGUCAAUGGAAGCCAAAGAGCCAGAGCCAGAACCACAAGAAGAGCCUGAACCCGAGGCGUCGAUGGAAUCUGCUAAAUCAGAAGAAGAUGAUGAUGAAGCAGAAGAAGCAGCAGAAGAAGAAGUGGCAGUCGACUUGGAAGAGGCCAUUGAUCUAUCGGAGCGUCUGGCAGAACCUCGACAGAGAGGUCUCUUGCUGCAACGAUUCUUGAACAAAAAGACAGAGCGAUUGCAAAAGGCAAACCAAAAGCUAGGGCGCCAAAAGGCCGAUUUGUCCAACACGGAGAUUCGGCUCCAAGAAACACAGGCACAGCUCUCUGCUGUUACCAGAGCCAAUCAAGGCUUGUUUACACAAUACAAGAACGAAAAAGGCAUUCGACAACAAGUCACGGAGGAAUUGUCACAAACAAAACAAGAAAUGGAAACACUCCAACAAAUAGCACAAGCCGACAUGGAUGCCAUGGUAGAAGCCAAUCAACAGUUGGAGGAUAAGUUUGAAUUUGAACAAAUGGAAAAGAAACGGAGAAUCAGCGAGUUGCAUGAAACCGAGUGGGAACUCGACACGACACGAAAACAACUCUACAAAACAUCGGCCGAAUUGGCGUCGGUCAAGGACGAGCUGGCAUUUACCCAAAAGCAAGUCCAGGAUACUUCCAAGUCGCUCAAGGAACUGAAGGAUGAUACCAAGAGCAUGCGAAAACUCACGGGAAACAUGUGGAAAUUGUCCAAGAAUCGGGUGAAAGGAAUCUUUCGACGCAACAAACAGCAAGAAUAG